CAUCCUCCGUCUAGUACCGUACCGUACCGUGCUGUGCUGUCCUUUGCUGCCCGAGUUCCUCCAGCCCUUUAUUUUCACUCAGAUAUUGCGCAAUUGCAACCAUUCACCUGCGAAAUGCGGUGUUUGGGGGCCGAUCUUUAUUACGACAUUUUGAGUUUCAAGGGGAUAUAUGUAGGAAGGAACUGCAGAAUGCUGGUUUACACCGAAGGUGGACACAACAUGCUGGAGUAACUCAGCAGGUCACGCAGCAUCUCUGGAUAAAAGGAAUAGGUGACGUUUCGGGUCGAGACCCUUCUUCAGAUAUGUUGCCCCGGCGCCUGAUGACUGUUCUCCAUUUAAAAUGUGCGUUCACCCCUGUGGUCAAAGCCCAGGGUACAACGAAGCUUUUACCAUGCUCCCUUGCUUUGUGGUCCUGCACCUCGUGGAGGUUUUUAAUGUUAGGCGUGUCCAGACACAACGGUGACAAUAAGAGGGAUUCGCCGAGUACUCGACAAGAAAGAGUAACUCGCAGGGGUGCAACUAGCACUUUUACUUUAUUUACUGCAGGGGCUGCCAGAAAAAGAGCCGAAUUGGCAAAAAGCAAACUUGGUAAUAAACUGAUGGAUAUUCCAAAGGUAGCGAACACUGCAAAAACGCAAAUUCCAAUAAACCCUUUGAGUAUAGAUGAAUGGAAGAAACUGAAAGCUGAUGCAUACAAUAAAACUCGUUUUGAAGUAAGCAUGAUGGAAAAAUUGCUGUCCAAUCAUGCUGAUAUUGACGUGGCUAAAUCACUUUUAGUUUUUGUGACAAUGGAAACUGGUACUAUUGGAUAUGAACUACUUUUGAAGUAUUUAGCACUGUGUGUCCAAGGGCAUCAUCUAAACGAGGUGCUUGAUGUGUAUGCCAUUAUGAAAACAAAAUUUAAAACGAUGGAUAUAGGAGCUAACAGCCUCUUCAUCAGUGGUUUUAGCAAGACGGAUCGUUGGAAGGAGGCUUUGAUAUUUUUGGAUUCAAUUAAAAAAAUGAUUAACCCAUCACCAAGAAAUUAUGGUGAUGUUAUUAUUUCCGCACUUCAGCACAAAGAAGUAGAAACUGCUUGGAGAUUGCUUAACGAGAUGGAAAGCAGAAAUCUACAACCAAAUGAAGAAACAUUGCAAGCAUUUUUCCAUUGUGUUAAAUCAUCGUGUGAUAAGCAAUAUGAAAAUAUGAUGAUGAAUAUCCUUUCAUACCUGAGAGACAAUCAAAUAUAUCCUGGGGAAACUUUAUUGUACAGUAUCCAGUCCUGGUUUGAGAGCCUCCCAGGUAAGGUGUGGGAAGGACACAAAACAACUAUUGAAUACAGUGGGGAAUGCCACAAAUGCAACACAUUGCUAGAAUCCAUUCAGCUAAGUGAUGAAGAGUACAAUAUAUUAAGAGAUUGUGUGAUGAAUGAUGUUAUACAAGGGAGAGAUGUUUUUAAGAAGACGACUCCUGAGGAAUUGCAACAUUUUCAGUCCUUUGUGAAGAAUCGUCUCCCUUUUGAUGUUGUAAUUGAUGGAUUAAAUGUAGCCAACAUCUCAGCUAAGGGUACGCAAUCUAAAAUUCUUCUUGAAGUAGUUUCUCAUCUUGCCCAACAAAACUUACGUCUCCUUGUCCUUGGGCGCAAGCACAUGCUGAGAGGAACACGUAACUGGGACAAAAGUCAUAUGGCUGCCAUACAGAAAUAUGCUGACUGCUUCUUUACAUCAAAUAUAUCAGAAGAUGAUCCCUUUCUUUUAUAUGCAACAAUAAUUUCAGGAAAUCACUGUAAAUUCGUUAGUCGAGACCUUAUGCGGGAUCAUAAGGCCUGUUUGAUCAACAAAAAUGCACGCCGUUUGUUUUUCAAGUGGCAGCGUGGACAUCAGCUUGUGCUAUCACACUAUAAUCCAGGACACAAGAUCAAAUUUGAGGUCAUAACAAAGUAUGAUACAAUCAUGCAGUCAACACAUAAUACCUGGCACAUACCAUACGAAGAGAGAGGAGUGGAGAGAUCCUCCUAUGAAGUUCCACGUAGAUGGUUGUGCCUUCAAAACAUAACUGAAAAGAAGUGAGAUGCAAAAUGCUGGAGUAACUUAGCAAGUCAUGCAGCAUCUCUGGAGAACAUGGAUAGAACAUGAAUGUUUCAGUUAGGAACUGUUCUUUAGACUCAAAAGACGUUCCAACCUGAACCAUUACCUAUCCGUGUUCUCCAGAGAUGCUGCCUGACCCGCUGAGUUACUCCAGCAUUUGGUAUAAACCAGGAUCUGCUGUUCUCUGUUAUUUUAUACUCAAAAUAAGUGUAUGAAUGCUGUAGUUUUUGUUUUUAAAUAAUUAUUAUUUUUUGAACUUUUUCUUUAGCCUUCCUGAAGUGUUUUGUUUCUUUAAUUUCAUCUUAUUUGCCUCUUCAAGGAAUAUGAGAGUAGCACUGUAAUGUAGUGGCACAUUGUGGUGCCUGCCAAAUCACUCGGAAUGAGUUGAUACGGUUGAUGAAACAGAGCUUUUUAUUGUAUUGUUUCUUGAUCAGUCAUUGGAACAACCUAGAACCACAAAUAAGACAUUUGCUAAUGUAAACAUUAAAUGAAAUUGUAUCCAAGAGUACUACAUAAUCUUGUAAUGCAUGUAAAAUAUAUAAAUUAUGUAACUUCAGUUCGAACAAUUGCAUUCAAACUGGUGUUCAUGUGUACGUUAAGAGAUAAUAAGUAAGAAUUGAUUUUUGUAACAAAAAUGUUUCACUCUUUUAAAAAAAAGGUAUUUUCAUUUUGAGUAACAAUCAUGAUAUUGUUAAUUCUUGCAUUAACGAUGGAAAAUUUAGAUGUUCGCGAUCUUUAAAUAGGCUUCUGACCAAAUUAUAUUUUUUCCAGUUAUGUGGGAAUUAUCUGGUCAGUAUCGGAUACAUUGAGCGAAUAUAAACUGUUACACAUACAUCUGUGUUUGAAUUUAAAUCAACAGAUUUUGGGAUUGUUGUGAUAUUGAAAAAGGUAAUAUAGUGAAAGAUGUUUUAAUGCUAUUUGUUAACACCCAGAUCCAUAAAUAAUAUGAAAAAACAAAUUUGUUUCGAUGUUCAAAAUAUGCUGUUGUGUACAUUUAUUAAUAAAAUAAAAUCAACCAACA
Molecule: messenger RNA, 3087 nt
Organism: Leucoraja erinaceus (little skate)
Lineage: Eukaryota; Metazoa; Chordata; Chondrichthyes; Rajiformes; Rajidae
Gene: prorp
Product: protein only RNase P catalytic subunit
Exons: 7
Coding region: 303-2048 (581 amino acids)
Biological process (GO): tRNA 5'-leader removal; mitochondrial tRNA 5'-end processing
Cellular component (GO): mitochondrial ribonuclease P complex; mitochondrion
Molecular function (GO): ribonuclease P activity; protein binding
Source: RefSeq, a predicted model, not a curated record